Molecule: messenger RNA, 798 nt
Organism: Suillus subaureus
Lineage: Eukaryota; Fungi; Basidiomycota; Agaricomycetes; Boletales; Suillaceae
Exons: 3
Coding region: 1-798 (265 amino acids)
Source: RefSeq, a predicted model, not a curated record
AUGGCUCCAUAUCUCCUUUCAAGAUCCGACUCCACCAAUCCUUCAGGCGUCCUUCCUAUCAGCAGAACCAUUUAUAUAGUCGGGUUCACCCUCGCUGGAUUACUUGCUGCUAUUUCCAUUGUGUGGCUUGCAUUGAGGUUCUUCCGCCGCAAAUUGCAGGCAAAACGUGCAGAAGAACGGGGUGCAGCUUUCCUCAAUGUACGAGGUGUUGUUCGAGAAAUGAACGAGCCCGUCAGCCAGUUCCCUGGUCAACCGACAACUAUUGUCUUCCCACAAAAGGUCAUUGUCCCUCGUCCUGCUCAAGUAGCAAGUCCUUCAAGACACGACCAUCUUUCUUCCUCUGAACUUCCCGCAGCAUCUGCUGCCCCCUUGCCACGUCCCCGCGCACUCUCUAAUCUCAAUCCCUCGCAUCCGCGCCACAGUUGCGCUUCCCACCAAGCCCGAUCAGUUCGGCAAUUUUUCCAACCGGUGCUUCCUGAUGAACUCCCUCUUUCGCGUGUAGGAGAGCAACUCCACAUUCUGCAGUCGUUUGAUGACGGCUGGUGCCUCGUUGCGCAAAAUAACUCUCGUCGCUCUCGUUCUUCAUUGUCCAUAUUCAAUCCCUCGCGACUCUCUGCCAGGGUGGAAAGUAGCGGAGACAAUGUACAACUUGGUUUUGUCCCAGCAUGGGUCUUCGUCAAGCCCACGAAGGGACUGCGUGUAGAAAGACCCAUUCGCAGCUCCAGCGCAGGAGCACUCCAGGCUGGCUUGGAUGCCGAAAUAAGAGACUCUGUGAUUUCUUGGUCCAACUUUUCUUGA